Molecule: messenger RNA, 3320 nt
Organism: Schistosoma spindalis
Lineage: Eukaryota; Metazoa; Platyhelminthes; Trematoda; Strigeidida; Schistosomatidae
Source: the annotation of a GenBank genome assembly
AAAUAAAAGUUAGUCUGUUUGUAUUUUAGUGUGCAAAAUUAUAGUUAACUAAACCGUUGUUAUUAGUUAGAUUUCAUUAUGUUUCUUUUCAAAAAGUUAUCCAUCUUCACAUAUUAUUUUGAAUGUAUGUACUACUAUUUUAUGUGUGCAUGUGAAAUAAAAUCAAAUACAUGGUGACCAAUACCAUUCUCACUAUACUACUAAUCAUAUUAAUAAAAUAAAUGAGGUGAAAAAUAUUAUAAAUCAGUUUCAAGUGAAGAGAAACAAAAAUAUUAAAUUGACAAGUUUUUUUUAAAAAAAGAAACAUACUAAUUACUACUCAAAUAUAUUGGAAUGUGAAUAUACUAACUGAACUGAUGAUAUAUUAGAAAAGUAUUUUUGAGUUCAAUACAAUAAUCAUAUAGAUGGUUAAUAGAAUAUACAAAAAAACAUAAAUUUCAAUUGGAUUUUAUUUAAAAAAGUUUUUUUUCAGUGGAUUAAAAACGAACUAAAUUGUUUGUUUGAAUUUAGUUUUUUUUAAUGAAGUCAUUAUCAUAUGAAUAUUAUAUAAUAUUAAAUAUGAUUUUGUUAUUAAUUUUGAAUGAAUUACCAUUCAUUAUUGGUUUAACUGAACAUGUUCAAGUGUCAAAUACAAUUUUAAACAAAGAAUGUGAAAAUGAUGAUCCACUAGGUAUGAUAUCAGGUACAAUUGCUGAUUGGCAGAUUACUUCAUCUUCAACUUAUCCAUCUAGUUUGGUGAAAGGAUGUGAAGAAAAAAAUGCACGUUUAUUUAGAACAAAUGGUUUAGCUUGGUGUGCAAAAUUUAAAUCCUCUUCAGAAUGGCUUCAAAUUGAUCUAGGUGUACAAGCAUUGGUAACAGGCAUCAUGACUCAAGGUCGAGGUGAUGGUUCAGAAUGGGUAACUUCAUUUAUGGUAUCCUACAGUGAUGAUGCUAUGCACUGGAAGUUUGUCACUGACCAAUAUGCCAAUCAAAAAAUUUUCGAAGGAAAUUCAGACUCCUACUCAGUGAAACAUAAUUAUUUUGAUGAACCAAUUCGAGCGAGAUAUGUUAAAAUUCAUACAUACACAUGGCACAAUCAUCCUAGUCUUCGAGUUGAACUAGUCGGCUGUCAAUCAUGUAAACAACUUAUUGGUAUACCUCCUUAUGCAAGAUUCGCUGCUUCAAGUUCUCGUGGAAAACGAUCGCAACGUUCUUGCACACCAGAAUAUGGUCAUUAUCUAAGUAAUAAAGCAUGGUGUGCUCAGCGUCAAGAUGCUUUGCAAUGGCUUCAAAUAGACGUUGGACCACCAACAUUAAUAACUGGAGUUAUUUUGAAAUCACGAGGAGAUGUGAAAAAUUCGCAAUAUGUGACACGUUUCAAGCUCUCUUACAGUAAUGAUACACGCUUGUGGUACUUUUACAAGGAUGCAGCCCCUCUAGAUCCUAGAAUAUUCGAUGGAAAUAAUGAACAAAUAACUGAACGUAUUCAUUAUUUGGCUACUCCAUUUAUUGCACGUUAUGUACGUAUACAUCCAGUAAUAUGGAGAAGUCGUAUUGCAAUGCGUGUUGGUCUAUUAGGAUGUAAACAGAAAGGUUCAUGUACUGCUGGUUUCUUUAGAAUUAACAAUGAAAGUUCUUGUGUCCCUAAUCUUGCUUACAAGAAAAAUGCUUGGUUAACACCAGAAUCUUCAAAUCAUCGUAAAAGAAAUCUUCAAGAUUCUGAUAAAGCAUCACGAUCAUAUGGUUUCACUAAUGAAGCAAGGAAUGUAAUUGAUCCUGAAAAUCCAUCACACUUUCAGUAUACUGAAAAUCAACGUCCACCAAUGUUGGCUCAUCAUAGGAUAAGAGAUAACACCGUUAAUUCAAAUGCAUUCAAAUUUAGUAAUAUACCUUUAUGGUCAUCAGUUAACGGUAUGACCAAUGAACAAUUCAUGGGUGACAGCAGGGAUGGAAUGGCAUUGUUAGCUGUUGAUGGUUGGACAGGUGAAGAAAUACUUUUAAAAAAUUCAACCUUAUCAACGAGGUCAUCAGAACGUUUAAUGAACGAUGCUCCAGAUAAUAAACAACUUACGAAUGAUAGUUUAAAUAAAAGAAGUAUACAGAAUGUUCUACACACAACCUCAAUGACACAAAAGUCGGCCCAUCCAUGCACAAUACUUGAAUAUCGUUGGCCUUUUGUUGAAUUACCUUCAUGGUAUGUAGAUCUCAGGGAGCAUAUUGAAGUAAAAGGAGUUGUUAUUUAUACAGCAGGUCAUGGUAGAGAUGGAAGAUAUCUUCUGUCUUCUCUAUUCGGCAGUGAUGACAAAACAAAAUUAAAUUCAGAAAAUUUAGAAAGAUUAUCUAUCUAUGUCGAAUCGGAGCCACGUCACCACGAUACUAAAGCAUUAUCCAGAUCAAGUUCUAGUCUAUGUGGUUUUGUGACUAGAAUUAAUGAUGCUAUAUUCAGUCCACGUUUACAUAUACCUUGUAGACAACCGUUAAUCGGUCGUUAUGUUUAUGUUGAAGCUCGUGGAGUUCGUGGAAGGUGGUCACAAGAGUUUGCAGCUUUGUUAUGUGAAGUUAUGGUGUAUUAAAACAAAGCUGUUCUUGUUAGUGCUAUGAAAGUACAAAUAAUGCAUUUAUAAUUAUCAUAAUAAUUAUCAUUUAUACCUCGUUAUAAUCAUUAGCAAACAAAAACCAAUCAUUAUUUUAACAGUGUAAAGAUGAUACGAAUUAUCACAGUUAAAAUGAAUCUAACAUGAAGUUUUUCUGUCCAUUAAACGUUAUUUACCAUUAUUUUUGUUUUAUCACACUGUUUCCUUAUAUUAAUUUUUUACGUAGGAAAUACUUGUUCAUCAUCAAAAUAUAUAUUCUUUAAAUAUAUUUACAUAUAUAACAAUGAAAUCAUUGCAUAUUCCUUAAUUAUACAUAAUAUGGUUAAAAUGUUUCUCUAGGCGAAUACCUUAUUUAUAUAGAAAAUCAUUUAAUCUAAAAUAGCUUUAUUUGUCUAACGCAUAUUAACUUUAGUCUUUUCAAAUUAUGUAAUCAUCCUAUGAAUUGGAAAACAGAUCAUUUUAAUAAGUAUACCUUAAUGAAUUCAUUUUAUAGCUCAUACGACAAUAUAAAAAUAUAUUAAUAAACUUUGCAUUUAAUAAUGAGAAUUGUUUCACAAAUAAAUCCAUUUAAAAUAAAACUCUGAUAACAAAAUUGUUUAUAAUAAGGUCUCGCUGUUUCAUUGUUUUAUUAUCUACCCAGAAGAUGAUUAGAAGCUCAAAAAAUUGAUUACUUCGCAGUGUUCUUAAAAUGUACUUAAUUUCGUUAUCCUGUCGCGUCAACAAAUAUAUGGACUUAGUUUGAUAAA